GAUUUCCGUCCCCAAGAUGGCAGACGGGGAGCAAAAGAAAAGCUAACUGAGUUGUUGAAAAAAGCUGAUGAUGUCGAUUACAAAUUAAUCGAAAUAAUAAUCAACUGUAAGAAUAGCUUCAAUAAGCUCCCUCUGUUCACCCGGUUGGAUGAAGAGAUUGGAGAAGCAGAACUGCAAGGAAAUUAUGUUGAUCCUAUUGUGUACCCCAUGUUUCACGAUCCAGAAGAAAACAUAUAUUUUCGAUGGUUAAACAAGCAAAUUCAAGACACAGAAACCAGAAGACCAGAGGGUCACAUUUAUAAAAUGAACCAAAGGAGGAUUGCUGGUUCAGUUGGUUUCGUUGAAAUAAAAGUAGAAAAAAGUGAUUCACUGAAGAGGCAUGAAGAUAUCCUUCGGCUUAUUGCCUUCUGUAAAGAUGCGUUGGAGAAUCAAAGCAGUCAAAACUCCAUGAUUGCAGUACAAGUUGUUGGCUUCUAUAUUUCUUUCCAUAUAUUCAUUUGUGUAGAUGGAUUAUAUUUAAUGGUUGAACUGUUUUCCUUCGAAACUGCUAAAUAUCUCAGUCAACUUCCGCUGGCUAAGCUCGUUCGAUAAGUUAAACAGAUAAUAAAUUGUAGCAGGGAUUUACGUCGAAAAUCAAGACAAGAUCAGGCGAAAAAUCUCCAAUAUAGAUCUAUCGACCCUUCAACGCAUUAUCAAUAUAAAGAAACCAAGAAGCUUAUCAGCGUCCCUUUCGUUCAAGAAAUGUUUUGAAAAAUAAAAAAUAGAUGAAAAAUAAAUUCUAUUUCAAGCAGAAAAUACAUCUAGUCGUUUCUUUGGAAUAAAUUCACGGAUUUUUAAA
Messenger RNA from Mycotypha africana, 838 nucleotides. RefSeq lists its product as uncharacterized. The record is from RefSeq and is a predicted model, not a curated record. The transcript is spliced from 4 exons. Bases 208 to 591 code for a protein of 127 amino acids. NCBI's taxonomy places the organism in Eukaryota, Fungi, Mucoromycota, Mucoromycetes, Mucorales, Mycotyphaceae.